AUGAGCGAUCCGGAAGAUCUCGAGGAUGGAGAGAUUGAAGAUGACGAGGAUGAUGUGCUGCCAGCCGAUCCGCCCCUGAUACAACCCAAGCCGGAAGAUUAUCAAGAGUAUGAUCCACCGCUACCGCCUGGCGAUCAUCAUCCCGGCAGCGAUGGCGAAAGCAAGCCAUCAUCAGCUCCACCCGGCCGUGAAAACUCGAACAACUCAAAAUCCCAACGAUCUUCCAAAAAACCAGCCCCCGUUGUGGAUGAUUGGGCCACGAAGGUUGAGAAUGCGAUUGCAAACGCACUGAAACGGGAUGGCGUACAGCCCCCGAUGCCAUCGUCCGUGCCACACACGAACGAUCCGGAUGGUGACACACCACCGGCCACUUCGAGUCGGAAAUCGAAAAAGCGUAAGAAAGCGAACCGUAAUACCGAGGGAGGAGGAGGAGGACACAACAACAAACAGCCACGGCUCGGCGAUCAGGAGCAGAACGAUGGGAUGGAGAUGGAUUUGGAGUACGAGAUGUUGAAUGUACGGGGCAGUAGCCCACAGCACGCGAUCGGACGCGAUUCCGGACGGUCAGAUUCGGAAGCGGACGAUACACACUACUCGUCGGAUGAUUCGUCGAUGCGCGACCGGGAUGGACACUAUCGGGGUAAUGGACGGCGAGAUCGGGAACAGCGCGAGCGGGAUCGCGAACGUGAUCGUGAUCGCGAGCGGGACUAUAAUCGCAAGAAGCGGAAACAGUCGCGCCAGCGCAGCAAUAACAACAAACCGAACCGGGACGGUGGUCGGAAGCGGAAGCGGGACGAUUCGGAUGAUGAGAAGCAUCGUCCGACGGGACCACGGAAGAUGGAGCUGUGUAAAUUCUACCUAAUGGACUGCUGCGCCAAGCGGGAAAAGUGUCUGUACAUGCACAAAGACUUCCCCUGCAAGUACUACUACCUUGGCAUGAAGUGUAAGGAAAAGGACAAGUGUCUGUUUAGCCACGGUGAACCGUUGUCUGACGAUCUACGAGCCAUACUGUUGAAGCAUCUAGAAACGGCUCCGCAAGAGAUUCUUGGCAGUUUCCAGCGCAUCAGUCGCGAUAAUGCGAUCAACAUGCUGAACGCAACGCACCGCAAACUACAGGAACGAUACGGUAUAAAGCACGAUUCUUCAUCCGGUGCGAAAAUCCCAUCACUGUUGGAUGUGGUCACGGGACAUCAUCCACCAGGAAACAGCGGCAUACUCAGUCCAAAGCAUUCUCGCCGAUCGCGAUGGUGUGAGCAGCGACAGGGAGAGGGAAGCGAUGGAGAACCAUCCGAUGGUGGGGAUAUAACCAUGCAACUGGCCGGCGUUAUUACACCCGCCCAGAUAAGUGAUCUGGAACAGAUGGGCAUUAGAACGUUGGAUGAAAUCAGUCAGCUUACGGUGGCGCAACUGAACGAACUUGGACUUAGCAUUACGCAAAUUCACGACCUGCAAGUGCGGGCCUUGAAUGCGCUACGGACGACCGAUGAACGAAAGCGUACCACCACCAAGGAUCUCGAUUUGCGCUCGCUUCCGGGAGGAACCGGUGCAGUGGAAUCGAUCAGCAAUGCCAACGAUCAGGAUGGUAGCAGCAAAAAGGACGUUGAUAUGCGAGUGCUUCCAAUGGGAGGUGGCGAUGGUGGUGAACCAUCGGAUAAGAUCGGGACCAGCAUCAACACAAACCACGAUGAGGUAUUACCUCCGCCUAGCGGUGUCCUUCUGAAGCCACCCACUGUGGAUUACUCACAGUACAUUAAGGAUUCGAAUUUAGACGAGGAGGAUCUAGAUGCGGUUGCUGCAAACACAAGCUGUCUGCUGAACGCGCCGGAAGAGGACGAUGAUGUUGAUGAUGAUGAUGAGGAGAAUAAUCUUAAGAUUACGUUCGACGAGGAAGAAGAGGAGGUAAAGAAAGAAUCGGACGAAAACGAUCCAUCCGAGGCGGUGAAACCGAACGCGGCGGAGGAAAAUCAGGAAGCGAACCAACUGCUUCCUCCACUCAUACCGCCCAAGAUCGAUUAUGCGCAGGGUCUUGGGGAUAUACUUAAAUUUGGCAGUUCGAUCGAUAAGUCACUUCAUCAGCCAACGAGCAAUGAAUCGCCGCGUUCGCAUCGAUCACCAUCGCCGAAAGAAGAGGAACCGUCGGACGUUUGGACACCUUCCAUGGCAGACACGCAGCCAAAUAGCAACAGUAGUGGUGGUGGUGGUGGCCAGCACCAACAGCUGUAUGGUGGUCCUCCACCGAUACCGAAGCAACCAGUAUCCAAAUCAAGCGCAACCAAACGAUCUUCAGGUACGAGUGGAUCAAUUUAUGACUGGUACGAUUCGGACAAUGGGUCAGAAGAUGGUGGACGAGGAGGAGGCUCUCCGACGACGACGAUGACAACCGCACCAUUCCGAUAUGGGUCGGAUAAACCACUUCCGCUAAAUAUUGCGGAAGAUGAUCCAUACUCGAUCGGAAGUUCGGUUGGACGUGAGCCGGCGAGUGAGCUAAGCUUUCCAUUUAAAUCGAUGAUGGCGAAUUAUGUGCCGGCUACGGAAAUCGAUGGAUCGAUUGGAUCGCAUGCGCCAAUUCUUUACAAGGUAUACGUGGUUGACGUACCGAAACCCAACUACGGCGCACUCCGACGCUCGAUGACCCGCCCGAUCGGUACCAAAGAUCCACGGCUACGGAGAUUGUUCGGGUUGCAAAGCGAUGACGACGAGGAUCGGGACGAUACCAGCGAUGGUAUUAAAUCUCCCGAUCCGAAUCCAAACACAUCACCCCUGCACGUUAUCGGUUCUCCAACGCCGAAUCCUCUACACCCACCGAUCGUUAAUAAACCGCCAUCAGCCGUCCUCAGUAGCGGUCCCCGGGUAGAUCCACGCAAACGACACGCAGAAAAGCUUCAGCAAGAAGCAGCAGCAGCGGCAGCGGCAACAUCCCACCAACAACAACAGGGUGGUCCGUUUAAGAACAAUUCCACCAUGCCGCAGAUCGAUGUACAAGCGAUCUUGCAAAAGUCCGCGUGGUACAAGGAUCUUGGCUCACAGCACAAGAUCAUGGUCAAUCAGCAGCUUGCCAUCCUUUCGACUGAGAUGAAAAAGUUCCACAAUUCCGACCGAUCGCCGGAACAGUUAAGCGAUUUCAUGAAGUUUCUCAGCUCGAGUAACAUGCUGCAGCAGAUCCUAACGUAUCUGAACGUGUACGUGGACGAUUCCGUAACGUUCUGUGAGGUUCAAGCUGUGCCGAAUCUGCCACCACCUGCCCUUCCACUGUCGACGAACAUUCCACCACCGACGAUAGGUGGACCGCUCGCAACGAUGCAGAUACCGAUCCCGUUGAAUGUACCGCCACCGAUCGGUGUACUGCCCGGUUCGAUGAACGUGCCACCUCCACAUCAACCUCCAAUGUUUCUCGGCGGUCCCAAGGGUCCUUUUGGACAGCAGGAUCUACCACCAGGGCCACCACCGACCGGUAUGAUGAGGCAGGGUUUGCUGGGCGUUUCACCAAAUAUGCCGUUCGAACAGUUCCUUGCGAUGGGUAACGUGAACAAGAACGAUACCGGAGGAGGUGGACCCGGAAACAAUGGUGGUCCCCUGCCACCGUGGAUCCAGGGCAAUGGGAAUAAUAUGCGAAACAUGCGCAACAAUAACCGGAUCGGUCACAACUUCCGCAACAAUAAUGAUCGAUGGGGCAACAAUAACAACAAUGGCGGCGGUGGUGGCGGCCAGCAGAUGAUGAUCGGAAACAAUGGAAAUAAUCCGGGUGGACCAGGUAAUAAUAACAACAACAAUCGGCGAAACAAUGGCAACAACAAUCGACGGAUGGACCGGAAAAAGUAG
Messenger RNA from Anopheles maculipalpis, 3819 nucleotides. It is a transcript of the gene su(sable), whose product is annotated as protein suppressor of sable. Gene Ontology annotation, biological process: negative regulation of DNA-templated transcription. The coding region runs from base 1 to 3819 and encodes 1272 amino acids. The record is from RefSeq and is a predicted model, not a curated record. Gene Ontology annotation, molecular function: RNA binding; metal ion binding. The transcript is spliced from 3 exons. Gene Ontology annotation, cellular component: nucleus. Lineage: Eukaryota; Metazoa; Arthropoda; Insecta; Diptera; Culicidae.